This is a messenger RNA of Phragmites australis (common reed), 1632 nucleotides long. Its product is annotated as myb family transcription factor PHL7-like. NCBI's taxonomy places the organism in Eukaryota, Viridiplantae, Streptophyta, Magnoliopsida, Poales, Poaceae. The record is from RefSeq and is a predicted model, not a curated record. Bases 351 to 1292 code for a protein of 313 amino acids. Gene Ontology annotation, molecular function: DNA binding; DNA-binding transcription factor activity. The transcript has 7 exons.
UGCGCUUCUCUCUCUAUAAACCGAUGGAUGGAUACGCUGCUUCGAUAAAUUCCACUGGCCCCUUCUUCUUCCUCCUCCGUCACCGAUUCCUCCCCUAAUUCGCUCGGCCCCUUCACACUCUCGAACCUCUCCUCCUUCUCCACCUCUUGAUUCGCCGCGCCUCAACAUCUUGGGCCUCACCGCCGUCUUCGGGGGCUCGGCCUGCUUCCGCCGGAGCCGUCUAUCUGCGAGCGGCGUCGCCAUCGUCCUCCGCUUCCCCCGCCCUCUGCUGGUGGAGCUGGACCGGCGCGCAGCGGAGAUCUAUCCGGAGUUGGAUUCGCUCCUUCCCUUGGUGAGCCAGAGGAUGACAGAUGCACUUGCCAAAACCAGAAGCUAGUUUUGACCCAACUCGUACAAACUCAGUCGCACACCAGCAGCAGAUGGAACUAGGUGGAAACAGCAUGGCUUCUAAUAAUGGAGCAGAUAACAGUACCAACUUGGCUGCGAGGCAACGCUUACGGUGGACAGAUGAACUUCAUGAAAGAUUUGUUGAGGCUGUUACUCAGCUUGGUGGCCCUGACAGUAUGUGUCCAUUCUGCAGAGCAACUCCUAAAGGAGUUCUGAGAAUUAUGGGUGUUCCUGGAUUGACAAUAUACCAUGUGAAAAGCCAUUUGCAGAAAUACCGGCUGGCAAAGUAUAUCCCCGACUCAUCGACUGAUGGUAACAAGGCUGAUAACAAAGACCCAGGGGAUUUGCUUGCAGGACUUGAGGGAUCCUCUGGAUUGCAGAUCUCUGAAGCCCUCAAGCUACAGAUGGAGGUCCAAAAGCGGCUGCAUGAGCAGUUAGAAGUACAAAGGCAGCUGCAGUUGCGAAUUGAGGCUCAGGGCAAGUACCUCCAGAAGAUCAUCGAAGAGCAGCAGCGUCUUACGGGUGUAAAACCUGAAACACAUCUUGCAGGUGCUUCUGUUACAGUAUCAGGCGAUCAAUUCACCGACUCUGAGAGGACUGAACCCUCAACUCCAGCACCUACAUCUGAGUCACCAACUCAAGGUGUCCCUUCCAAGAGGGACCAUGGAGGCCGAGCUGAAGCAACCAAGAGCCCCUGCCAUGAUGAUUCUCUCUCCCGCCGUGAACCGCUAACCCCUGAUUCCAAUUGUCAGCCUUGUUCUCCUACCGCUAGUCCAAAGCAUGAGAGGGCAACGAAGAGGCAGCGAGGCAAUGGUACUGACUUAUUAGAGGCGGAGGAUUCCCUUCCGCGCCUCAUCUUCGAGUCGUGCUCAGGCUCCGAGUUCCAACAAUAUUUUAUGUCCUAACCAGAUCAUUAGUCCCCGGUUAUUGCAUUAUUGCCAGUUUGUUCAAGAGGCUGACGUGUAUGCUUGUUGGUAGUUCAGUUGUUGGUAGAAUGUUGUUGUGUCAAGGGAUAGUAUUGUUGGUAGACAAAGUUGUAGGUGUUGGGGUGGUUGUUUACGUGAUAUACAUGGCAGCUAUUUAAGUUCCAAGGUUUGUGACGUGUAUGCUUGUUGGUAGUUGAGUUGAGAUGUCUUAGGCUGGGCUAUGGUACCCACCAUAAUGUAAAACUUGUAUUCUCCAGAUAAUCCUGAGUCGACGGAAGUGUUAACACGAAGUUAGUCCGUUUCGGUUGUACAAUCUGAA